UGAGCGCUAGUGACAGUGCAUCACAAUCACAAUCUUCCAAUAAUUACAGAUAACAGUUUCAGAUAUAUUGUACAAACUACAUCGACCUUUCUAUAAGAAUAUCUUAUCACGAACUUGAGAAAACAAAAGCUGGGAAUCGUCGGUAGACGCGCAGGUCUUUAGUGAUGAACGGACCGCAUCAUCAUUUUCAACGCACUUAGACCGAAAUUAAUUGAUUUUAAUUGGCUCCUCGGGCGGCUCUGGUGCGCGACCAGUAGUACUUUACUACUUUUCAAGUGGUACCCACCGAUUUAAAUUGGUGCGCGACGUUUCUCCUGUGAACCGCGCUCUCGGUUACGAAAUUUCAUCCGUGCACGGUUUGCGAUUGUUCUCGGUGCAGUGCAUUUUUGUUGAUUUCGAGUUACUGGUUAAUGAAUCGAACAGACAUCUUUCCACGAGGAAAUCAACAAUUCAGGAAGCCAAGGCUACUGUAAUACUAUAGGUCCAAGCGCUUUAAUACACAUUCAAAAUGAGUUUGGUGCAGACAUUCGGCGUGAUCAAGAGCAACUUCAAGCUCAAACCCAAAGAGUAUACGAUCGACAACUGGGCGUUCAAAAUGCAUUACAAAGCUACGGUGCUCUUCUUCUUAGUUUCGACUAUCCUGGUGACUUCCAGGCAGUACAUUGGAGAACACAUCAGGUGUAUUGCUGAUGGAGGUGUACCGGCACAUGUGAUUAACACGUUUUGCUUCUUCACAUCUACGUUCACAGUGCCCUACGUGAAUAUGACUAAAGAGAUGGCAGAUAAACUUGAAAUAGAGGUCAAACAUUUGGAUGCGAAACUGAUAGACUCGGGAGGACUAGCUCAUCCAGGAGUUGGACCGUAUGGGAUCAAUUCUACGGAACCAGUCAAAAGGCACGCGUACUACCAGUGGGUACCAUUCGUACUGUUCGGGCAGGCUAUUUGCUUCUACUUGACGCAUCUGCUAUGGAAGAAAAUGGAAGGUGGUAGGAUAAGAUACAUCGUUGAUGGCCUGAAGUUGGCAGCGUUCGCUCUGCAAGAAAAAGAACUACAGUCAGGUGGAAAGACAAUCCCUUCAAAGAAAGACAAGGAAGAAAAGAUCAAGAAACUUCGCGAGUUCUUCCUCAAACGAGUCUAUAUAAACAACUUCUGGUCAUACAAGUUGAUCGGAAUCGAAGUUUUGAACUUCUUGCAUGUUAUCCUACAGAUCUAUAUAACAAACAAGUUCCUGAGCGGGAACUUCCGACAGCUCGGUUCAGAAGUUUGGUCAGAGGGGCUGGAUUCGAGCGUGGACGUACUCGACGAGGUGUUUCCAAAGAUAACGAAAUGUACCUUCCACAAAUACGGCCCUUCGGGAUCCAUCCAGCUCCACGACGCAAUGUGCGUCAUGGCUCUGAACAUCAUUAACGAAAAGAUCUACGUCGCUCUCUGGUUUUGGUUUCUCUUCCUGUUCAUCGCCUCUUUGGCAGCGGUACUAUGGAGGUUCCUCACUUUGGCACUACACGCCAGGAGCGUGCAAUUCAACAGGAUGGUGUUCGGCGUUAACUCUCCUGGGAAACUGAAUCCUUGGGAUACGCUCACCGUCACAAGGCACUGUAAUUUCUCCGAUUGGCUAUUCCUGAGCUACCUUGCGAAGAAUUUAGACAGCAUGGUAUUCAGAGAAAUAUUCGUGGGAUUGGCGGAAGAAAUAGAGGGCAAGAAACCUAAUAAGGAAAGACUGCUGAAUGAAUCAGAUGGAGAAGUAGAUCCCGACGCCACAUUGAAAGCUAGUUAGGUACGCAUUUAUUCCUAUUUGUGAUGUCUGUAGACAAAAAGAAAAGUUUCAAACUUGACUGAAUACAUAGUAUCCCUCGUUACGAUACUUAUAUCUUUAGCGUUUUAAGCUUAAAAAUGUAGCUGUUUGAGAGUGUUUUACAACUUGAUCUGCGAGUAAGCUGCACAUUAUUGUGUUCUUAUCAGUACGUUUUAGUUUGAGGCUGGGGACUAGUAUAUAACAUGUUGAAGUAUAAUAGAAAUCGCCUUCAUAUCAUAACCAAUGAUGGGUGAUUUUUUUUCCAAAAAAGUACAUUUCUAAUACAGGAGACAAAAUCCUACUGCCGUCUCGUGGCACAUUUUUAGAUCUACCCUUCCUUUGAUAGCUUAUUCCAGCUUAAUAUAUGUAGAGUUAGAUUGCUAAUAAAACAUCACUUUUUUGCUGAUAUACGAUUGCAAAUAUUUUACGGUUUUCUUGUAUGUGAUAAGUUAAGUGAUCCUUAUAAGUUACCAGUUGCGAAAUUUA
Messenger RNA from Acanthoscelides obtectus, 2278 nucleotides. The record is from the annotation of a GenBank genome assembly. NCBI's taxonomy places the organism in Eukaryota, Metazoa, Arthropoda, Insecta, Coleoptera, Chrysomelidae.